This is a messenger RNA of Pectinophora gossypiella (pink bollworm), 1731 nucleotides long. RefSeq names its product serine palmitoyltransferase 2 (gene lace). Gene Ontology annotation, cellular component: serine palmitoyltransferase complex. Bases 12 to 1667 code for a protein of 551 amino acids. Gene Ontology annotation, biological process: sphingosine biosynthetic process; ceramide biosynthetic process. Gene Ontology annotation, molecular function: serine C-palmitoyltransferase activity; pyridoxal phosphate binding. The transcript is spliced from 9 exons. The record is from RefSeq and is a predicted model, not a curated record. NCBI's taxonomy places the organism in Eukaryota, Metazoa, Arthropoda, Insecta, Lepidoptera, Gelechiidae.
AGUUGGGAAGGAUGGCGGCUGUGGUCUCGAAUGGAAAUGUUGAUUAUAGUAAAAAUAAUUCCUGUAAUAAAAUACAAGAAUGUAAUAUUAAAGAGGAAAAGUUGUUAAAUGGAAAAAACAAUCAUCAAAGUAAUGGUUACGUUAGGUCAACGCUAUUGACGAACGGAGUAGCUAAGGAGAGCUAUGAGGAGGAGAUGCCGUGGGACGGGCGCGGGCCGGUGCCGCGCAUGCAGUGGGCGCGCUACGACACGUGGCCGGGCUCCUUCGAGAAGUGCUCGCUGCUGACGGCGGCGCUCACGCACCUCGGCCUCUACAUCCUCAUGAUGCUCGGCUUCCUCAACCAGCUGCUCUUCAAGCCACGCGGCGCCGUCGAGAGGAACCGCGAGGGGUACGCGCCGCUGUACAACCCGUUCGAGCAGUUCUUCUCGCGCUACGUGUACCGGCGCGUGCGGCACAUCUUCAACCGGCCCAUCUGCUCCGCGCCCGGCGCCACCCUCGUGCUCAAGGAGCGCCAUACCGACGACUACAACUGGACAUUCAGCUGGUCGGGCUCGCGGCGCACGUGCAUCAACCUGGGCUCGUACAACUACCUGGGGUUCGCGGAGGGCGAGGGGCCGGCGGCGGCGGCGGCGGCGGCCGCGGCGCGGACGCUGGGGCUGGCGCUGGGCAGCGCGCGGGCCGAGCUGGGCUCCACGCCGCUGCACCGCGACCUGGAGGACGCCACCGCAGAAUUCCUGGGCGUCGAGGCGGCGAUAGUGUUCGGCAUGGGGUUCGCGACCAACUCGCUGGUGAUCCCGGCGCUGGUGGGCCCGGGCGCGCUGGUGCUGUCGGACGAGAACAACCACGCGUCGCUGAUCCUGGGGCUGCGGCUGGCGCGCGUCAGCGUAAGGGUGUUCCGGCACAACGACCUCGCGCACCUCGAGCGGCUGGCCAGGGAGGCCAUACAGGAGGGCAAGUGGACCAAGAUCGUCAUCAUGGUGGAAGGCGUGUACAGCAUGGAGGGGUCGAUCGUGCCGCUGCGGGGCGUGGUGGCGCUGAAGCGGCGGCUGGGGUUGCAGCUGUACCUGGACGAGGCGCACUCGGUGGGCGCCCUGGGCCCCCGCGGCCGCGGCGUGUGCGACCACCACGGCGUGGACCCCGCCGACGUGGACGUGCUCAUGGGCACCUUCACCAAGAGCUUCGGCGCCGCCGGCGGAUACAUCGCCGGGUCCCGGCGGCUGGUGCGCUGGGUGCGGCAGCACGGGCACGCGCACACGUACGCGCACGCCAUGGCGCCCGCCGUGGCGGCGCAGGUGCUGGCCGCCAUGCGCGCGCUGGCCGCGCCCGCCGGCGCCGCGCGCCUGCGCCGCCUCAGGGACAACACGCGCUACUUCCGCGCGCGACUGCAAGAGAUGGGCGUGGUGGUGUUCGGGUCGGAGGAGUCGCCGGUGGUGCCGCUGCUGGUGUACACGUUCAGCAAGAUGGCGGCCACGGUGGAGCGGCUCACGGCGUGCGGCGUGGCCACGGUGGGCGUGGGCUUCCCCGCCACGCCUCUCAACAAGGCACGCAUACGGUUCUGCCUGUCGGCGGCGCACAGCCGCGAGCAGCUGGACGCCAGCCUGGCGGCCGUGGAGCGCGUGGCGGACGAGCUGGGGCUGCGCUACGCGCGGCGCCGCGGCCCGCGCUAGCCCGCCACACGCAUAGCCUUAUUUAUCUUACGUUAAGUUGUGACUCAAUAAAUUAUUUUCACAA